UCGAAAAUGAGACUCAAUCUAACAAAAUUAUUAGAAAGAACAAGAAGCGCAUUCAAUGGUUUCCAAUCCCUGUCUCUUGGAACCAUCACCAGCUCCAAUGUCUUCUUUGCCUUCUCUUUUGAUGCUGAUCUUUGCCUUCUUUGCUCUCUGAUCUUGGUUUUGGAACCCUUCGGUUGCUCUAGGGGAUCUUGGCGAUGGUUUUUUUGCCGGGUUUGAGCUGAAUCUAGGGUUUGGGGGUUUUGUUUCUUGGUUUCUUGGGUUGUGGAGAAUGCCGGCGCCGGCGUUCUCGUCUUCGAAGUCGGAGAGGAAGGGGAAUGCUGAGAAGACGCAGCGGAGGGAUCCGUACGAGGUUUUGGAUGUCGGUCGGAACGCUUCGGAGCAGGAGAUCAAGAGCGCUUACCGGAAAUUGGCCCUCAAGUACCAUCCUGACAAAAAUGCAAAUGAUCCCAAAGCUGCAGACAUCUUUCAAGAGGUCACAUACUCAUAUAGUAUUUUGUCAGAUCCAGAAAAAAGACGUCAGUAUGACACAUCUGGUUUUGAGGCUCUUGAAUCUGAGAGCCAAGAACUGGAGCUUGAUCUUUCAAGUCUGGGUACCGUGAACACAAUGUUUGCUGCACUUUUUAGUAAGCUUGGUGUGCCGAUCAAGACUACUGUAUCAGCAACUGUUUUAGAGGAGGCCUUGAAUGGAUCUGUAUCCAUUAGUCCACUUCAGAUGGGGCAAUCUCUUUUCAGAAAGGUAGAGAAGCAAUGUGCACACUUUUAUUCUGUACAAAUAACAGAGCAUGAAGCAAAAAUGGGACUUGUUUGUCGAGUGCAUUCAACUCAUAAAAGCAAAUUUAAGUUACUAUACUUCGAGCAGGAAGCAAAUGGUGGAUUAAGCCUUGCAUUGCAGGAAGACUCCAUGAGGAAAGGUAAGAUCACUUCGGCAGGAAUGUUCUUCCUCUGCUUUCCUGCAUACCGAUUUGAUCACACAAGCACUGUGGCAGCUUCUAAGGAUCCUGAUACUGCCUUCUUCAAGAAAUUGGAUGGAUUUCAGCCCUGUGAAAUAAAUGAGCUAAAAGCAGGCACCCAUAUAUUUGCUGUAUAUGGAGAUAACUUUUUCAGAAGCGCAAACUACACUAUAGAAAUUUUGUCUGCUGAACCUUUCUCAGCGGAGAAAGAAAUGCUCCGAGAGGUUGAGGGACAAAUAUUAACCAAAAGGGCAGAGCUGUCCAAAUUUGAGACAGAGUAUAGAGAGGUCUUGGCACAAUUUACAAACAUGACUAGCAAAUAUGCGGAGGAAAUGCAAGCAAUUGAUGAGCUGCUGAAGGAAAGGAAUACAAUCCAUGCCUCAUACACCACAACCCCUCCUCUAAAAAGGAAUUCAAGCAAUAGCAAAAUGAGAGCUUCCUCCAAAGUAUCAAAAGGUGAAGAACAAGAACAACAAACAAGAGAAAAAAAACAUAGUAGUAGAUCCAAAAGGAAGAAAUGGUUCAAUAUUCGUUUGAAAGGGGAGAAGCAGCGACCAUGCUAAACAUGGUGAAAUAGAAUAUUUCUUUUGGAAAGUGAGACUCAGUCAAGUUAAAAAGUUGACAAAGAAGGAUAUGAUAUGUAGGGCAGGUGAGAGAGCGGGUGCACAUUGGUGAGUGGGUUUUUCAGAGUCUACAAUCUCCAUUGCUAAAAUAUGAUGUAAUAUGUGUAACAGAAUCUUCAAUUUAAUUAGUAAUAUUUAAGAGUAAACUAUUGCCCUUUUAA
Dioscorea cayenensis subsp. rotundata (Guinea yam) is the source of this 1734-nucleotide messenger RNA. RefSeq names its product chaperone protein dnaJ 16-like. The record is from RefSeq and is a predicted model, not a curated record. The coding region runs from base 269 to 1513 and encodes 414 amino acids. The transcript has 12 exons. Lineage: Eukaryota; Viridiplantae; Streptophyta; Magnoliopsida; Dioscoreales; Dioscoreaceae.